CUUUGAUGAACCGAUCCACUAAUUUAGCAAAAAAGGGUACAAUCUACCGAUUAUAUAAAACAGUAGGCAGGCAUAUAAGCAUUACACAUAUACUAAAAUCAGAAAGAAAAAAAAGAGAGUAUAUUUCGCUAUAGAAGAUCGAUCGAGAAUUUGAUAUAUACAUCCAUGGCGAUAUCUCAUGCUCAGUCUUUGCUGCUUCUUCUCCUUGUCUUACCUGCUGCUUUGGGCGUCAAGUUCCAGAAGUGCACUAUAACUGGUGAUGAUUUCAUUAAUGUCAAGACUGUAAAGAUAUCACCAGACCCGGUUAAACGCAGCAGUAAUGCAAGCAUUACGAUAACCGGUUAUACAAGCAAAAAGGUCCCUGAUGGAGCAAAUGUGAAUUUUGACCUUUCGAUAUAUCUUCCGGUCUCUACUAAACGUUACUCACUCUGUGACGUAACGGCAUGCCCUGUUGCACCUGGCCCCUUCGUGAUUACUUUACCUAACGUACUCACUGAUAACGAAAAAAAACGAGCAGUAAGUUUUGCUUUUUACACACAACACUAG
This is a messenger RNA of Thlaspi arvense, 546 nucleotides long. NCBI's taxonomy places the organism in Eukaryota, Viridiplantae, Streptophyta, Magnoliopsida, Brassicales, Brassicaceae. The record is from the annotation of a GenBank genome assembly.